Messenger RNA from Orcinus orca (killer whale), 4546 nucleotides. It is a transcript of the gene MCMDC2, whose product is annotated as minichromosome maintenance domain containing 2. Lineage: Eukaryota; Metazoa; Chordata; Mammalia; Artiodactyla; Delphinidae. Gene Ontology annotation, molecular function: DNA binding; ATP binding; single-stranded DNA helicase activity. The record is from RefSeq and is a predicted model, not a curated record. Bases 1311 to 3356 code for a protein of 681 amino acids. The transcript has 16 exons. Gene Ontology annotation, biological process: double-strand break repair via break-induced replication.
UCAAUAUUCAAAUUAGUUUUAUUAGUUAACUCUUGGAAUCCAGAAGGCUUAUAUACAGUAAAACAGACCCACUCAAGGUCAAAUUUGAUCUCAGUGUGUUGCAGUUUUGGUUCUUUCCAGGUAGUAGUUGAUAUAGCCUUGCUGUGUUGAAUUUUUCUCUUAUGCCUCAAUGACAGCUUACUUUGUUAAUGAUUCAUUGAUGCUGCACACUGACACUUCUGUAAUUUAUUUCAGUAAGAUAGCCCCUAGUGAUGUGCUUCAAUUAGAUAUCAGAAGCAAAGCUUUGUGUUUUGUCAAAACUCUUAUGACUUUAACACUUGAGUGCUGUGCACUUUGCUGUAUAUACAGCAAAUUAAACCUCAAAGAAAAAUAUUAAAAGGGAAAAUAAAGUCAGUUACAUGUAAGACAAAAAUAAAAGUUAAAUCAUAAUCCUGUCAUCUUAAGUAUUUUAGCCAUUGUACCACAUGACAGAGAAGAGAAUCAGGAAUUUGGUCCAAAGGAAAAGUUAGAGUGGGGAAGAGGUAGAAAUAGCAUAACCCAAGCAAUGCAAGUACACAAGAAUGCAUGACAGGGACUUCUGUUUUCCAGCUUCACAUGGAAGGAGCUUAGAAGUUGCCAGUAAAAAAAGCUGAACAAACGUCAACAACCUUUCUUGGAUACAGAUGACAGUGGACGACACAGGACAGACUGCUGCCCCCAAGACUGGAGAGACCGACGGGCAAAUACAGGGAUCUGUGGCUUUACUGGAACAGAGGCAGCCACCACAGGAGCCAGUGCAGGGACACCAAACCCCAGAUCCAGGAAGCUCAGAGAACACCAAGCAAGAUAAAUGCAAAGACAACAAAACAAAACAAAACUAUAGCUAGGCAUACAUUCUCAAACUACAGAAAAUCAGAGACAAAAAAUCCUGAAAGAGGCCAGAGGAAACAAAGAUAUGAAUUACAUCUGACUUCUCAGAAACCAUGCAAGCAAGAAGAGAGUGGACUGAAAUAUUUACAGUGUUGAGAGAGAGAGAAAAAAAAACCCCACCAACUUGGUGAAGGAGAAAUAAAGACUUUCUCAGACAAACAAAAAUUGAGGUAAUUUGUUGCCAGUAGACCUGCCUUCCAAGAGAGUUUAAAAGUUCUUUAGAGAGAAGGAAAAUAAUAUAAUUCAGAAACUCAGAUCUACAUAAAGAAAGGAAGAAGGAAUCCAAGAAGAAGUAAGUGAAGGUGUUCCUGUCUUUUCUAUGAAUUUCACUCUCUGUAGUCUUCACCAGCAGCUGUGGUUUAAUCAUUCAGUAAAAGAGAAGAAUCAUUAACUAGGAGAAAAUGUCAAAUCUAAAAAUGAAAGAGGCAGCCCUUAUCUAUCUUGACAGAAGUGGAGGCCUCCAAAAGUUCAUAGACAAUUGCAAAUCCUACAGUGAUUCAAAACAAAGUUAUGCUGUCUAUCGAUUCAGUAUUUUAAUAAAUCCCUCUGAUAUUAUUGAGUUGGAUGCUGAACUUGGAAAUCAUAUUUUACACCAGCCUUUAAAAGCUGCUCAAGUUUUUCAAUCAGUCUGUUUUAUUGCUGUUAAGACUCUCUCAUUAAUUGAACAAUUACAGACUGAAGCUCAAAUUAAUAUACUGCUGAAGUUAACACAUUUACCUCCUCUGCCAAGUUAUAGUCUUGAUCUUUGUGAGUUUCCGCUUGAUUAUACAUCUCAAAGAUUUUAUAUGAUGCAAGGAAUUGUGAUUGCAAUGACAACUGUAACCAAGUAUACACAAGGUGCAAGAUUUCUUUGUUCAGAUGAAGCAUGCCCUCUUUCAAAAGGAUUUCAGUAUAUAAGAGUGCAUGUACCUGGUGCUACAGAGUCUGCAACAAUAAGAAAUGACUUUUUGUGUAAUCUAUGUUCAUCUUCACUUCAAGAAGACAGAAAAUUUAGAGUACUUGGUGAUAAACAGAUAGUUGAAAUAAUUACCACAAAGGCACUUCGUGCUUUUCAAGGAUAUUCUAACAACCAGCCAUUUAGGUUUCAAUCUCUCACAGUCUUCCUCAGAGAUGAAUUAGUGAAUGAAAUGAAUAUAGGAAAUGAGUAUAAGAUUAUUGGAAUUCCAACCUGUGUAAAAACAUCACAAACUGCUCUCUGUAUAGAGGCAAAUAGUAUCACUUUUUUCAAUCCAAAAGUUCCUUCAGGAAUUAGCGACAAUUUCAGGUGUCUCCUCUCUUUGACUUCCAGCUCGUACUGGAAGUUUACAGCAAUACUUGCCAAUGUCUUUGCAUCACAAAUUGUUCCUCCUGGGACUUACAAUUUGCUCAAGCUCUGUUUGUUGAUGAGUCUAGUACAGACAAGUGACCGUAACAAGGAACUGGAAGAUUGCCUGGAUCUUUUAAUUAUAACAAGUGAUAUUCUACUCGUAGACAGGCUUUUGAAUUUUAGUAUAAACCUUGUGCCCCGUGGUAUACGUCAUCCAGUCUCUACUGAAAUUUUUCCUACUCUAUCCAGGAAUAAGUAUGGAACUGGAGCAGUUAGCAUUCAAGGUGGCAGUGCUUUGCUAGCUAAAGGUGGUAUCUGCUUUAUAGGAGACUUGGCUUCACACAAAAAAGAUAAGCUUGAACAGCUUCAAUCAGCUGUGGAAAGUAGAAGCAUCACAGUAUACAUCUCGGGAAAGAAGUUUGGGGAUGAUAUGGAUCAGCAAAUGACUUUUCCAGUUCAGUGCAGUUUUUGGUCUUUUGUUGAUAUGGAUUCAUCUUCAAGAAGAAAUGUACAGAAAACCAAUACUCUAAUUGGUCAGAUGGAUUGCAGUUUGAUUCCAGCUAAUCUCAUAGAGGCAUUUGGAUUAUUGAUUAACUGCAAUGAGUCAUCUCCUUGCCACCCACUUCUUCCUACUGUGCAACAUACUUUAAAGAAAGCCAUUGAUCCUGAAGGGCUGCUUUAUGUAGCUUCUAAACAGUUCACAACUGAAGAUUUUGAAAAGCUGCUUGCUUUUGCAAAGAAUUUGAAUGUUGAUUUCAGCUUGGAGGCAGAAAGAAUGAUUCAUGGCUAUUACCUAGCAAGUCGCAGAAUCAGAACAGAUUCUAUAUGUGGAUCAAAGCUGUCAGCAUCUGCAUUAAAAUAUUUAGUUUCCCUAUCUGAAGCCCAUGCUCGACUGAACCUAAGGAAUAAAGUGCUUAAAGAAGAUGUACUUAUUGCAGCCUUAUUAUUUGAAACAUCUCUAACAUUGAAAUAUGGGGCCGCUGUACUUUGGGUUGCUCCAAAUGCAGUAUUUCCAUUUGAACUGUAUAAUGAAGAAUAUUUAGAGCAAAGGGAUAUCUAUCUGACUGAGUGCCAACAACAGCUCCAACAGUUUAUUGCCACAUAUGGACCUGGGACAGCUAUCUUUGCUAGCGAUGAAUAGGCAAUCUGAGGAAAUUUUUCCUUCAUUCCUUUUUAAGCAGUGGAAAAAAGUGUGAGUGAUUUUCAAGUAAUGCUUCAGGUAAUCUUGUGUGUAGGGGUACAUUAGAAUGCCACCUUAAAAAAUAUAAAAUAUGAUUUCUUCAAAUUAAUUGCUAAUGGAAUAAACACUAAUACAAAUCUCAAAGCCAACAGCAGAAAUUUAUAAUUUAGGAUAAUCUUAUUAAAAAAACUUCUGGUUAGCCCAGUGUACCAGUGGUCCACAGAUUAAAAUAUAAAGAAUGUUGCAAACUAAGCAAUGGAAAAAAAAUAGUAACUUUUGUGUAGUUCCCUCUAUUUGUCACAAGAUGGCAAUAACACUUUAAAUAUUUACUUACAAAGUAAAACCAUUUUUUUCUUCAUUUGUGAACCUGAAAAAUUGAUGAGUAAAUAACAGCAUUUAUAUAAUCAGAAGCCUUCAGUGUAAGGACUUUUCAUGCUAGAUACUGACAUGUCUAUUAUGUUGUUUUAGAAGCCCUAAUUAUGGGAUCAGGAAAAGCCCUGGAAAUUUUCCAUUUUUAAACCAGGUUAAAUGAAAAGAAGUUCCAUUGAAUCAAGGAGCAGUAAUUGGCUCCUUAAACCUAACUAGUUACAAGAAAGGUACCAAAAGCCAAAGAAACCAAUUUGCAAACCGUCUUCAUUUUUGGAGGGAAGAUAUCUGCUCUGAAAAGGUAGGAACACCGUGCAAAAAUAUACUUAUCUUGUAAAAUCCCCAAAUCCUUGUUUUUAUUUUCCAAAGUUUUAAUUAAAAAGACAGUUCUACUCACUAAUAGGAAAAUGUCAUCACAAAAUUGCCACCUUAUUAACCAAGACACUGUCAUGCAUCAAUUCUUUAGAAAUAGGUACUUCAUGGAGUUUAACUGUGAAGGCAGACAGCUCUCUCACUCUCUAGAGGACUUUUUAACAAGUCACUUACUUCUUUCUUUCCUUGCAGUUCAUUCAACAGUAUUUACUGAAUAUCCACUAGUGCCAGAGACUAUACAGUGUUGUUUUCAGAAGGCAAACCUAGUCUAAAAAAAAAAAUCAUAUAUUACAAAUUAAAGACCUUAUUUUGUGGCUUCUUAUAUACUAUAUUUCAGUUUUUUGUUCUCUAUGGUGUGAAGUCAAAACAUGUUUUAUAAAACUAGGAUCCAUAAAAUAGCCCCCAUUUUACAC